AGUGUGUUUCCAAACAACAUUCCUUUUCACACAACGACAGGCUGUGUCAAAUAGCUAGUUACUUACUUCCUCAUCAUCUCAACUAAAAGGUUGUCGGCUGAAUAAAUUCAUUUGUUUCUCUGACAUUUUAGCUAGAUGAUUAGAUGCUGUAGUUACUUACUCCGUUGAUAUUAUAACUAAUAGGUUGCGUUGGGAGAGGUCACAAAAAAACAAAAAUGGACAACAGUGGUUUUCCUAACGUUAGACAAAAGACAAUCACGCUUGUGAUAAAAACACCGAAUCAAGCGCACGGGGAUCAAACGAUUGAAGGAGUUGACACGGACUGGACAGUGAAAGAGUUGAAGACUCAUUUAUCGAGGGUGUACCCAAACAACCCGGUGAGUAAAUGUGAUAGCUAUCUAGCUAACUUGGCUAGCUAGCUACCCCAUAGCUAGCAAGCUAGCCAGUCCUUGCCAAGUUAGAUUGGUCCAGUAAGUUAGCCAGCUAUAAUGUCAUACUACUAGCUAGUGUCAAUAACAAUCAUGCAAUCUAAACAGCUAGCUAGGCUAUACAUAGUUGUGUAUGUAUAAAUCAUGGUUGCUGUCAGUGUGUGUUGUGUUGAAAUCUGUCCUCCUUUCCCCCACAGGCUGAAAGUGAUCAGAGACUUAUUUACUCUGGCAAGCUGCUCCCAGACCAACUGCAUGUCAGAGAUAUUUUCAGAAAGGUACGUGUGUGUGCCUAUUCACCGAAAUAUCAACUAGACAUAUUCUCAGAACUCUAGCUAUAUACAGAGUUAUGUGCCAUCUGGUCAGAUUGCAGGUAUCAUCAGUAAAAAAAGAAUGUUAUUGAUUCAACAUUAUGUGCCUAGAUCAGGGAUGCAGUCUGCCUACAGGGCUACACAAAUACCUGAAAUCAGGCAGAGAAUUGCUAAACCUAUGUCCUAGUUAUUUUUAGUACUACUGCAUUACCUAUAAAACUGUGCUGAACAGUGUGUAUAUUUAAUCUGUUAUGUCAAUGAAUUACAAUACUAGAAUCUCAGAUGAAUGCCGAGAGCAAAACUGAACUGUGCUUUGACAUCCCUGGAGUUCAAGCCCAUAGAAGCCCCUGUCAGGACUGUUAUGAAUGCAGUCCCCUUUUUUGAACUUCAGAUCAGUCAGAUUUUGUUUAAUGUUGCAUUCACUACUUUUCUCACAGGAUUUUUCAAAGGCAUUCUUUUUUAUACAUUUUUUACUUCAAAAGGUUGAAUGAGUGUCCCUCUAUGUCCCGUGCCAAGAAUGGAUGUGAUGUUCUUGUGUCUUAUGCCGCCUGGGAUAUCUCAUCAUGUAUGUCUUCACAGACGGACCUAACACCCACUGUGCACCUGGUGUGUGCAGUCAGAACUCAGCCCAGAGGUCCACUAGGAGCAAGACCCAAGGUAAAGUACCCCAUAUGGAACCCCAUCUCAAACUGUGACAUGUACUCUAUGUGAAGGUUAUGAUGUAGACCUAGGUGAAGCUAUUUUAAAUAUACUCAUUAAAUAGCAUCAGUUAACAAUGCCUCAGUUGUUGCUCCCCAAGAUAUUGUGCCAAACCAGGAAACGUUUUUGUUUUUAGUUCUGCCGUGCCAGUGAUUCCCUUGUGCUCUCCUUUAGAAACCCUACACACCUCAUUAAUAUGAUUUGUAGCUGUAAUUGGGAGCUCCCGGAGCUGACAAACGACAGUCAAAGCCAGACAUUCAGAUUAGGAAAAAGACACCUCACAUGGUUGAUAACGAAUAAUUUGAUAAGCCAAAACGCCCUAUCAGCUAAAUCAUCUAAAGUAGUCCCCCAAUCAGUGGUUGAGGAGGUGUCAAAGCUGAGUCUGUUCUGGUCUCUGGAGAGAGGAGUCCCAGCUCAGUGGAUAGCAGGAGACCGGUGCACAACUACUCUCAUUAGGAAUCUCUGGAGACCAUAACAUUGCAUCUCUGAAAAUUCACUGCAGCUAUUCACUGCAGUCACUUUGUACAGUAUGUAUGUCCGCACCUGUGGUGUUAACACCAUGUCUCACUUUUGAUUCAGGUCAGAGAGCCAGAACCACAACCCUCUGCCAUGCCUACCAGACAGAACGAAGAGGGUGUCACCCCAGCCCCAUCUGUGCCCACUGAACCAGAGCUGAGACAACGAAGGUACACUUCCACCUCUCCCACCCCACCCGCAUGGCCUGGCACUACAUCGUGAGUUAACAAGACAAGUGAAUUCUUUGCAUAAAGCUGGUGUUAUUAGUCCCAUAACUAUUACUUGUGUUGCUUUAUGAAAAGUUAUAUUGCUGGGAGAGAUUAUAUGCAAUACGUUGGUCUAUCCUUCAGUCUGAUAUGACAUGCAAUUCACACUGCUAUUAUCCUGUGUGUCACUAGGCCAGGGGCAGCAGAGAUAACCAACCCAACCUUCCCCACCUACUCCCUCUACAGCCCUCAACAGCUGCUCUGGCUGCAGCACAUGUAUGCUCGCCAAUACUACAUGCAGUAGUAAGUAUUCAAUCACAAGCAUUUUAGCAAUUAUGUCAGAAUUGCUGCCGCAAAAUCAAGCAUUUUUGCCCGCAAAUAUAAAACAAAUCCCAGAGAAAUCCUGGUGGGAAUGAUUCAUAGUCUCUUCACUCUGUACAGCUUGUUAACAGUCAUUGAAAACAAAUGUGGAGCAAAAUUAGUUUGACACCCCUGGCUUACUGUAGGUGUUUCUCAAAAUGCAUAGUACCGUGCUCCGAGCAUGCAAAUUGGAGCACGGGAGGGUCGGAGUAUGAGUCCAAAUCAUGUAUGCGAAACAGAGCAUGAAAGGCACCUCUUGAAUGCGUACUCCAUUUGUACAUAUUUUGAAGCAUGCAUCGAUGCAAGCUUCAACGGAAAGUAAGCAAAGAAAUAUGACGCAGGAACGACAGAAUAAAUAAUGCAACAAAUAUUGUAGUUAAACUCAAAUAUACUAAUUGAUAAAAAACCAUUAUUUUUUGAAAACAUGUUUAAAAAAGGUAUAAUCUUCGUAAAUGAUAUUAUAUGUAGGACUGGUGGAGUUAUGUUGCACAUGCAGCUAACAAAAACAUAUGGAAAUGUCUGCUCUACCCAAAAUUACAACCAAAUAAUUGCAGCAUUACCGCAAAAAUGGAAGAGGAAAGUGGAAGGGGGAAAAGGUAAGGAACUUGUCUGUCGGCCCUCUGUAGCUCAAUUGGUAGAGCAUGGCGCUUGUAACGCCAGGGUAGUGGGUUCGAACCCCGGGACCAUCCAUACGUAAAAAUGUAUGCGCACAUGACUGUAAGUCGCUUUGGAUAAAAGCGUCUGCUAAAUGGCAUAUUAUAUAUUAUUAUUAUUAUUAUUAUUAAAGAACAUAAUUGGUUAAAGAAAAUUGUGAUAAAUAAAUAAGUAUACCAGUUUCAUUUAAGGACCAAAGGAUUGACAGCUGUCCCAUAUAGAUUGCAAAAUAGUUGGGAAGAGAUUUUUGACAUACCGAUUCCAUGGCAUAGUGUUUAUGAACUGAUAAGCAAAACGACGCUGCAUUCAAAACGUAGAAUUUUCCAAUUUAAAUUAUUAUACAAAAUUCUUGCUACCAAUAAAAUGUUAUUUAUAUGGGGGAUACAAUCUUCCCAGCUCUGCAGAUUUUGCUGCGAAGAGACAGAAUCAUUAGAUCCUUUGUUUUGGUACUGUCCAUUUGUACCUUGUUUUUGGACACAGGUCCAGGAAUAGCUGAAGGAUUGCAACAUUUACCUGGAGCUAACCCUGCAGAUAGCACUACUGGGUGAUCUGAAAAGUCAUAGUCAAUCGAUCAAUAAUAUAAUACAAUUUUUAGCAAACAUGUUUAUUUUCAAUUUACAAUCUGUAGAAACAAUGAGAAUAGAAGGGUUCAGAACUUUUGUGAAACAUCACAGUACAGUUGAAAAAUAUAUGGCAAAUAGAAAUCCAAUAUGGAUGGUGUGAAGAGAUAGAUGGGAGGUGUUGAAUGGAGCUGAAAGAUGGGACUAAUAACAACUAACAACUAAUAACAACGAGAUAACUCAUGUAAAGCAUACUAUGUCCAUAAUAAGAAUAUAGGUUAUAGGUUGAGAGCUUUUGUGACAGAGCACAGUUGGAAAGAUAUGGCAUAUAGAGGCAAGCCGGAUGGACAUCAUGAAAAUAAUCGGAGAGGUUGAGGGUAGAGGAAGUUCAGGAGUAAAAACAAAAAAAUAUAAUUAUUGUAAAAUUGACUGUGUCCAUAAAAUUUAUAUAGUAUGUAUAAGCUGGAAGUAGAGGCCUAAGUGUUGUUGUUCACUAGUUUACUCCAAUUAGGGAAGGGGUGGUGGGGUUGGAAAGUAAUAAAGGGAAAUAUAUUUUUUUAAAGGAUAUGUAUGUAUAUGUAUUUAUAUGUAUGUAUGUGUAUAUGUACAGUUGAAGUUGGAAGUUUACAUACACUUAGGUUGAAGGUACCACGUUCAUCUGUACAAACAAUAGUACGCAAGUAUAAACACCAUGGGACCACGCAGCAGUCAUACCGCUCAGGAAGGAGACGCGUUCUGUCUCCUAGAGAUGAACGUACUUUGGUGCGAAAAGUGCAAAUCAAUCCCAGAACAACAGCAAAGGACCUUGUGAAGAUGCUGGAUGAAACGGGUACAAAAGUAUCUAUAUCCACAGUAAAAUUAGUCCUAUAUCGACAUAACCUGAAAGGCCGCUCAGCAAGGAAGAAGCCACUGCUCCAAAACCGCCAUAAAAAAGCCAGACUACGGUUUGCAACUGCACAUGGGGACAAAUAUCGUACUUUUUGGAGAAAUGUCCUCUGGUCUGAUGAAACAAAAAUAGAACUGUUUGCCCAUAAUGACCAUCGUUAUGUUUGGAGGAAAAAGGGGAUUGCUUGCAAGCCGAAGAACACCAUCCCAACCGUGAAGCACAAGGGUGGCAGCAUCAUGCUGUGGGGGUGCUUUGCUGCACUUCACAAAAUAGAUGGCAUCAUGAGGAAGGAAAAUUAUGUGGAUAUAUUGAAGCAACAUCUCAAGACAUCAGUCAGGAAGUUAAAGCUUGGUCGCAAAUGGGUCUUCCAAAUGGACAAUGACCCCAAGCAUACUUCCAAAGUUGUGGCAAAAUGGCUUAAGGACAACAAAGUCAACGUGUUGGAGUGGCCAUCAUAAAGCCCUGACCUCAAUCCUAUAGAAAAUUUGUGGGCAGAACUGAAAAAGCGUGUGCGAGUAAAGAGGCCUACAAACCUGACUCAGUUACACCAGCUCUGUCAGGAGGCAUGGGCCAAAAUUCACCCAACUUAUUGUGGGAAGCUUGUGGAAGGCUACCUGACACGUUUGACCCAAGUUAAACAAUUUAAAGGCAAUGCUACCAAAUACUAAUUGAGUGUAUGUAAACUUCUGAUCCACUGGGAAUGUGAUGAAAUAAAUAAAAGCUGAAAUAAAUCAUUCUCUCAACUAUUAUUCUGACAUUUCACAUUCUUAAAAUAAAGUGGUGAUCCUAACUGACCUAAGACAGGGAAUUUUUACUAGGAUUAAAUGUCAGGAAUUGUGAAAGACUGAGUUUAAAUGUAUUUGGCUACGGUGUAUAUAUUUGCGAGAAAAACAACAACAUAUGGGGGAUUGGAAGUGAUGCAGACAAUUACAUUGAUGGAAGUUACAAUCUAUCUGCAAUAUUAAAGCUGAUCUACCCCCUAAAUUUUUUUUUAAGAAAUGUCGCAACCACGUAAAAAAAUACGCUACAUUUCUUUAUAUCAUUAUUUGAGCUGAAGCGAGAGAAAAUACAAAUGUUGCCUAUUCACAUGUAAUAUGUUGCCUGAGUACAAUAUUUUAUCUUGAUACGUUAAUAAAUACAUUCGGUGUUAAUUUUGGAAUGUUUACCUGCCGACGUACCGUAGAUCGCAAGCCCAUAAUAAGUCAAUUGGGCUAACUGGCUAGCUACUGCUGUUAGCCACAAAGAAUCGUUAGCUAGCUACCCACAAAGAAUUGACGUCUACCUUGCAUAAUAUUCGUUCUAGGUCAGUUUUGCCUGUUAAACUAUCUGGUUAGCUACAUUAUUACGAUUCACAUAUAGCUAGCUGAUAGUUAUGAAGUAAAAUGUUUGCUUUGUGUAUAUCUUGUUUAGUCUAUUGUUGUCAUUGACCUGGCUGGUAGAAGGUUGUUUUAUGCAUUCUCCACAUUCUCGUCCUCACAAGAACGUACUCAAGAGAACAUCGUUGGAGAAUGCACUCGGAGCAUGAGAGUGUGGAGCACGGUAAUAUGCAUAUUAAGAAACAUCCUGUAUCUGUCUUUUGUCCCAUAGCCAUGCAGCCUACGCAGCAGCAGCCUCCGCCCCCUUUGCCCCAGCCGCCGGCCCAUCCCUUCCUGUCGCUCCCCACCAAGCCGCUGUCCCAGCAGCCCUGCCCAAUCAGGCCCCCAUUGACAACCUUCCAGCCAAUCAGAAUGCACAGGACGCCGCCUUUAUCAACCCGGGAGCAGCCAAUCAGAACCUGCGGAUGAACGCCCAGGGCGGGCCUGUGAUGGAGGAUGAGGAGGAUAUGGAUCGUGAUUGGCUGGACUGGGUGUACACGGCUGCCCGUCUGGGAGUGUUUCUCAGUAUCGUCUACUUCUACUCCAGCCUGAGCCGCUUCGCCCUGGUCAUGAGCAGCCUGCUCCUUAUGUACCUGUGAGUUGACUGUUGAUGUGACUGUGUUUAUGUUUGUUCUUAUCUACCCAUCUCAUGUUUGCUUAUGUUGGAGAAGUAAGUGCACAGUACUUGGGGAUAUGUAGCCGAAGCCUACAUAAGCUUUCCACCAUUCAUUUUUCCCAUAGAGGAUUUUAGAAACACUUCAAAUAAGGGCUGUGUUUCGUGUAGGCUUACCCUGGCGUGACGUUUUGAUAACCAUGUAAAUCUCUCUGGGACAAGGUAACUUUUUUAUCUAUUCGGCUCUAUUUACUCUCAGAUCCAAAAAUGCUAAUUAAUAAUAAUUAGCGUCAAAGUAGACAUCAUGCAAAACUACAAAUCCCUGCAAGCUCCUGCACGUCAACUCUAGCUGACACGUUUGCUAACAGGUAUUGUGUCAAUUUAAAACUUGCACAAGACAGUUCACAGAAUUGUCCAUUGAAAGAAAUGAAGCCAAUUUAUUCAUUACUACAUUUAGAUAAAAUUAGAUAGUUCAUCCAUAGAUUCUUACCUUUGCCUUGAUUCGGCAGUCUUGUCCAGAUCAUCAUGGUAUUUGUAGUUUUUUUUAUGAUAGCCAUAUUAGCAGCUAAUUAGCAUUUCCUUUUUUGGGGGUGUAAAUACAGGCGAAUAUAUUGAUAAAAGUCACCUUGUCCUACAGAGAUUUACAUGGUUAUCAAAACGUCAUGCCAGGCUAAGCCUAGACAAAAAACAACCCUUAUUUUAAGUGUUUCUAAAAUCCCCAAUGGGGAAAAAUUAAUAGUGGAAAAAUGAUUGGAACCAUGUCCCUGUUUGACCGCUAGGUUUUAUGGGUAUUUUGACUCGUACUGUUGUACUCUACAGCCAGAGCCAUGUAUUUAGAGAGUUGGGCCAACUUUUAGAAUGUUUUAUAUUGUUCUAAUGCUUGUCAUUCAGUUACAUAGCAUUAUUGAAAUAUUCCCCAUGUUAUGUUAAUCAGGCACUAACAUGGCUGCCAAUAAUAUUUUCAAAUGUCAUGUAAAUGCAUCAUAAUGCUCAUUCUAGACAUUAUUCCCUAUGUAAUGUUAAUGGUGCGCUAACAUCUCUGUCAUAGAAUAUUGUAGUGUCAUCUAAAUGCAUCAUAAUGCAGAAACCUCAAUGGCACAACUCUCUAAACACAUGGCUCUGUGUAUAGCCUGUCCGCUAAUGGUGAGGCUGGCAGUGGCUAUGGGUGAUGGGUAGAUGAAGGCACCCGUACAGUGGCUUGCGAAAGUAUUCACCCCCCUUGGCAUUGUUUCCUAUUUUGUUGCCUUACAACCUGGAAUUAAAAUUGCUUUUUUGGGGGGUUUGUAUCAUUUGAUUUACACAACAUGCCUACCACUUUGAAGAUGCAAUUUUUUUAUUUUUUUGUGAAACAAACAAGAAAUAAGACAAAAAAACAGAACUGAGCGUGCAUAACUAUUCACCCCCCCAAAAUCAAUACUUUGCAGAGCCACCUUUUGCAGCAAUUACAGCUGCAAGUCUCUUGGGGUAUGUCUCUAUAAGCUUGGGAUAUUUGGCCAUUCUUCAAGGCAAAACUGCUCCAGCUCCUUCCAAGUUGGAUGGGUUCCGCUGGUAUACAGCAAUCUUUAAGUCAUACCACAGAUUCUCAAUUGGAUUGAGGUCUGGGCUGUGACUUGGCCAUUCCAAGACAUGUAAAUGUUUCCCCUUAAACCACUUGAGUGUUGCUUUAGCAGUAUGCUUAGGGUCAUUGUCCUGCUGGAAGGUGCACAUCCGUCCCAGUCUCAAAUCUCUGGAAGACUGAAACAGGUUUCCCUCAAGAAUUUCCCUGUAUUUAGCGCCAUCCAUAAUUUCUUCAAUUCUGACCAGUUUCCCAGUCCCUGCCAAUGAAAAACAUCCCCACAGCAUGAUGCUGCCACCACCAUGCUUCACUGUGGGGAUGGUGUUCUCGGGAUGAUGAGAGGUGUUGGGUUUGCGCCAGACAUAGCGUUUUCCUUGAUGGCCAAAAAGCUAAAUUUUAGUCUCAUCUGACCAGAGUACCUUCUUCCAUAUGUUUGGGGAGUCUCCCACAUGCCUUUUGGCGAACACCAAACGUGUUUGCUUAUUUUUUUCUUUAAGCAUCAGCCUUUUUCUGGCCAUUCUUCUGUAAAGCCCAGCUCUGUGGAAUGUACGGCUUAAAGUGGUCCUGUGGACAGAUACUCCAAUCUCCGCUGUGGAGCUUUGCAGCUCCUUCAGGGUUAUCUUUGGUCUCUUUGUUGCCUCUCUGAUUAAUGCCCUCCUUGCCUGGUCCGUGAGUUUUGGUGGGCGGCCCUCUCUUGGCAGGUUUGUUGUGGUGCCAUAUUCUUUCAAUUUUUUAAUAAUGGAUUUAAUGGUGCUCCGUGGGAUGUUCCAAGUUUCUGAUAUUUUUUUAUAACCCAACCCUGAUCUGUAAUUCUCCACAACUUUGUCCCUGACCUGUUUGGAGAGCUCCUUGGUCUUCAUGGUGCCGCUUGCUUGGUGGUGCCCCUGCUUAGUGGUGUUGCAGACUCUGGGGCCUUUCAGAACAGGUGUACAGAUCAUGUGACACUUAGAUUGCACACAGGUGGACUUUAUUGAACUAAUUAUGUGACUUCUGAAGGUAAUUGGUUGCACCAUAUCUUAUUUAGGGGCUUCAUAGCAAAGGGGGUGAAUAUAUAUGCACGCAUCACUUUUCCGUUAUUUAUUCUGUAUCAUUUUUUUAAAUAAGUUAUUUUUUUCACUUCACCAAUUUGGACUAUUUUGUGUAUGUCCAUUACAUGAAAUCCAAAUAAAAUCCAUUUAAAUUGAAGGUUGUAAUGCAACAAAAUAGGAAAAACACCAAGGGGGAUGAAUACUUUUGCAUGGCACUGUACAGUAAUCCUGAGAGAAUGAGGGCCAUAUGUUGUGCUUAUCAGCAGAGAAGAGAUGUCCUUAGCUCAAUGUGUUGCAGUCACACGCUCUGUCCAUUAUGCAACUCCCUCAGGCUCUGGAUUCAGCUCUCAUCCAAACCACACAUUCCAAAUGUAUGAGCGGAGACAAAUCUGUGUGUGUUUGAGAGAGGUUGAGGGAGGGAGAAAGAGGUUGAGAGAUGUUGAGGGAGGGAGAGCGAUAAAGGCAUGGCAUUGACAUACACUGACACAGUCUGUCAGGUCGUUGUGACUGCAGUGUCCUGAAUGUCCUCCCGUAUUUCAGUCUAAUGUGAGGAUAUGUAGUGCUAGUUGAGUGUUUCUCUAUGUGCUGCUGGGAGCUGCCUGGUACAGCAGGCCUCAUCUCUGCUACGUUACUAUAACUGGGGGAUUAGAUCUGGGCGUCAGCUCAAGGGCACUACUCCCUCCCUGAUCAACUAAUCUGGACAGACGUGGCAGAAUGGGAACUAAGCGUUAGCUUAACGUGUAACAAGGUUUAGCGGCUAGUGCUCCACCGCCCAAGCUAAUGAUUAGACUGGUCUCAGUGUGUUGGAAGGAGAGGGACAGAGAUCACUAUCUAUUAGUUGGCCUGGUUAUAGGAAUGUAAAUAGAGUGGCCAUUAUUAACAUGUUAGUGAGUUUGUACUUCCUCUUUGUUUGCACUACCUGUUCUUAACUGGAAAUGCUUAUAGGGACCACCACAUAAUAAUAAUAAUAAUAAUAUGCCAUUUAGCAGACGCUUUUAUCCAAAGCGACUUACAGUCAUGUGCGCAUACAUUUUUACGUAUGGGUGGUCCCGGGGAUCGAACCCACUACCCUGGCGUUACAAGCGCCAUGCUCUACCAAUUGAGCUACAGAGGACCACCAUAUACUGUAUACUCUGACUGUGGAAUAGAUACACAAUUUAAGAAGAAUCAUGCAGAUCUACUUUAUUAAUCCCUGUUGUCUUCCUCUCAGGCACACAGCAGGCUGGUUCCCCUUCAGACGAAGGCCCCUGGUCAGAGGUCCAAACAACCAGGUCCCCGAGGUCAUCCAGAACCAACAGAACCAGGACAGGAACCCAGUGCCACCGGUAAGACUCAUUUCCUCAGGGACUGGAUCUCUGGGUGUGGAAAACAGAUAUGGCUUCAUAACAAGGCAUUUACUGCCUUAUGUAGUAACAUUCGUCACACAGCAUGUAGAGCAGGGUUGUCGAACUCAUUUUGGCCCGGGGCCGUAUUCGGCCUUCAACGUGGUCCAGAGGGCCGCACUGAAAAUUGGUUAUACUUCCUCGCUGUCAAAAUUAGCAAAAGAUAGUCCUCUAUCCAUCGUUUUUGUAAUUUUCAAUACUCCCUGACUGUCUAGCUUUAAUUUAGGUGAUUAUUAGCAAGCUGGACACAGUCAAGAACUGUAUACAUGUAGGUCCAUUAUUAUUUCUACACAGUUUAGAUUUGGUUUUAGUCAUUUUGAAGUAUAUUGAGUUUGUGUCUCAGGAAACAAGCAGAUUUAACUUCUUUAGGAAAACAGCCCUAAUGUUGGAAACAAACAUCAUCAUUUUCCAAGCUAUAGCACACAAUAUUUUACAUACAGAGAUUGGUCUACUUCGUGUUUCCAGUUUUGCCAUGGAAAAAAUAUUGGCUAUACUGGUAUCGUCCUGGCCCUUUUUGACUCCCCUGAUAUAGUUUCAUUUAACUGUGUUGUAAAAAUACAGUUUAAGUGUGUGUUUAUGUCUGAACUCUGGUGGUGGGGCUAACAGAGUUUCUCCUCUUCCCUCAGGCGGAGGUCCCUGCAGGAGAAGAGGGGGCCGAGGCAGAGGUUGGACCGGAUGAACCACACCCCCUGACUGCAGUACCUGUGCCUCAACACAGGGUGUCCAUCAUUUGGAGUGCCUGGAUCUUCUUCAAAGCCUUCUUUGCCUCCCUCAUCCCAGAGGCCCCGGCAGUGGCUAACUGAAUAAUCGACUCUUCCAGCAGGGGGCAGUUAACUUCAGUAUCAGACCUGCCUCUCUGUCACUGGAAGUCCUCCCUCUUUGUCCUUCUGGAUGGAUGCCUGGACAUUUUGUGAGAAAUCAUGAGUGAUUAAAAGCGUCAACGCAUACAAAGCCCUGGCUGUAGUCUGUUAAGGGUGUGGUUCAUUCGGUGCUUCCUGCCUUAUGAUAGUGACCAAAUGGUUGUAUAUACAGUACAGUACAUACACUUCUCUCUGCCAAAUGGUUGUAAAUGCUGUAAAUGGGUAUUGGAACAAAACAUUUAAAUAUUAUUGUAUUGUCUGUACACAGCACUUUACAAAUGUAUCUUAUUAUUAGAGCUGGGACAAUACUAGUAUCGCAAUAUUUUUUCCAUUGCAAAAAUGGAAACACGAAGCAGAUCAACUCUUUGGUCCUUUAAAAAACUUAUAUAUGUAAAAUAUUGUCUGCUAUAGCUUGGAAAAUAAAUGUGACUCUGGAUGAGUAAUAAUGUACACUCAGCGGCCAGUUUAUUAGGUACACCCAUCUAGUGCCGGGUCGGACCCCCUUUGCUUCCAGAACAGCCUGAAUUAUUUGGGUCAUGGA
Messenger RNA from Coregonus sp. 'balchen', 11951 nucleotides. Lineage: Eukaryota; Metazoa; Chordata; Actinopteri; Salmoniformes; Salmonidae. The record is from the annotation of a GenBank genome assembly.